GCUGAGUGUGUGCGCUGAGUUUCUUCAGCUGUCCUGUCAUUUCUCCUGAAAGUCUGUCCUCUCUCUGCUAGCAUGGGUAUCAUCACGGGACUCUGCACCUUCUUCUACCACUUACCUCAGAUUUACAAAUGGCUGCUGAAGCCCUACUACAUCGCGUCGUCCCUCAUGACCGUCGCCUUCCUGCUGGUGCGAAAGGCUCCCGGUCUGUGCGAACACCUGGCGACCGAGCGCGAGGACGGAAACUCCUGCGACUUCGACUGGAGAGAAGUGGAGAUUCUCAUGUUCCUCAGUGCAAUAGUGAUGAUGAAGAACAGGAGAGCCAUCACAAUGGAGCAGCACAUAGGCAACUUGUUUCUGUUCAGUAAAGUGGCCAACGUCAUCCUCUUCUUCAGACUGGACAUUCGGCUCGGCAUCCUUUACCUCGUAUUGUGUCUCACAUUUGUCAUGACCUGUAAGCCGCCUCUGUACAUGGGCCCCGAGUACAUCAAGUACUUCAGUGACAGCACCAUCGAUGAGGAGCUGCAGCGGGACAGUCGUGUCACCUGGAUCGUUGAAUUCUAUGCCAACUGGUCCGCGGACUGCCAGUCCUUUGCUCCGGUUUUCGCCGACCUAUCUCUCAAGUACAACUGUGCUGGACUCAGGUUUGGGAAAGUAGAUAUUGGACGUUAUGGAGAGGUUUCACAGAGAUACAGGGUAAGUACUUCCCCUCUGUCCAAGCAGCUACCCUCGCUCGUGCUUUUUCAAGGAGGCAAGGAAAUGAUGAGACGUCCUAUGGUGGAUAGCAAAGGAAGAGCAGUAUCUUGGACCUUCAAUGAGGAAAACAUCAUCAGAGAGUUUAACCUCAACGAGCUCUUCCAGAAAUCCAAGAAACUGAACAAAGGUCAUGGUUUGAAGGGAGAGGAGCAGACGAGCUCUCAGCCAGAGGAGGGCAGCAACGAGCUACACAACGAUGCUCCAGAGCAGCCCAUAGAGAGCAAGAAAGACCAGUGAGGAGUAAAAAUGCAUGAAGUCUUUCCCUUCUCUUCCAUCACUUUGCCUUUUUAUUGCCAACAUUUAAUGUGCUAUGGAAAGAAGAGGAAAAAACAGUUCAACCACUGCAAGAUGUCAUCCCACUGACAACUGUUUACUGAGGCAAAUAAAUACCCAAGUAACAGACCACACUUCACUCGCCUGUCUGGGAGUGAUGCAGAUGACAUGGCAGUGUGGUUUGAACAGUCACGCCAAAGUGUUACCGACCUUAAUUUAUUUGAGAUUUCUUUUUGUAAAGAUUGUUUUGCUACUUUCAAUAUCACUGUGUGUAAACUCGCUCUGCUUGUAUUUCCAAACAGUGUUUACUGAUGUCUCAUGUUCAAAAAAAGUGAAACAAAUACAAAAAAAACUGCAGUUAAGAUUCA
Solea solea (common sole) is the source of this 1394-nucleotide messenger RNA. It is a transcript of the gene tmx2a, whose product is annotated as thioredoxin-related transmembrane protein 2a. The coding region runs from base 73 to 990 and encodes 305 amino acids. Gene Ontology annotation, cellular component: membrane-bounded organelle. NCBI's taxonomy places the organism in Eukaryota, Metazoa, Chordata, Actinopteri, Pleuronectiformes, Soleidae. The transcript is spliced from 8 exons. Gene Ontology annotation, biological process: brain development. The record is from RefSeq and is a predicted model, not a curated record. Gene Ontology annotation, molecular function: disulfide oxidoreductase activity.